AUGAGAGCAUUCGUCGUGGUUGCCCUUCUGGGGGCUGCGCUUGCUGCUGUCAUCGCCGUUCCAACGGAAAGAGAGUUUCUGUUGAAACAGAAGGAGAUUCUCCGUCUCCUGAGCAAAGUUCACGAGCCAAACAGAUUCAAGCAUCAAAUAGAACUCGGCGAUAAGUUCGUGGCAGGACUCGAGGAACUCUCCUUCAAGGAUGCGUCCCCUGUUCGCUCUUUAAUGAAGAUCUUCAAGACAAAGAAGUUUCUACCUCGCGGUGAAAUUUUCACGCUGUUCAACGACGCUCAUCGUGCCGAAAUGAUAGUCCUAUUCGAGGCUCUUUACUUCGCCAAAAACUGGGAAUCCUUCCUGGCGACGGCGUGCUGGGCUCGAGAUCGCGUCAACGAAGGUAUCUUCGUCUACGCCCUGAGCGUGGCGGUCCUUCAUCGUCACGACUGUAGGGGAAUCGUCCUCCCUCCGGCCUACGAGACGUACCCUCAUCUCUUCGUCAACUCUCGAGUAAUCCACGAAGCCUACCGCGCAAAGAUGCGUCAACAGGACGCGGUAAUCCGCAUGAAUUUCACCGGAACGGUCAAAAAUCCGGAACAGAGGGUCGCCUACCUCGGCGAAGACGUUGGCAUGAACUCCCACCACGCUCACUGGCACAUGGAUUUCCCGUUCUGGUGGCGCAGCGCUGAUUACGGAGUGCAAAAGGACCGCAAGGGCGAACUCUUCUACUACAUGCACCACCAACUAAUCGCCCGCUUCGACCUCGAGCGUCUUUCCAACGAGCUACCGUUCGUCGAGCCUCUGUCCUUUGACGACGUAAUCGUCGACGGAUUCCACCCCCAGACCACCUAUCGAGUGGGUGGAGAGUUCCCCUCGAGACCGGACAAGUUUGCUUUCCAGGACGUGGAGCAUAUCAAAGUUCGCCAGAUGAAGGACUACGUCAGGCGCAUCCAGCAGGCCAUCGCUCAUGGCUUCGUUUUCAGCAAAAAUGGCAUAAUUAUAGCUCUCAACGAUACCGAGGGAAUCGACAUACUCGGUUCCAUGAUGGAACCCUCGAUGGAUUCACCCCACGUCGAGUACUACGGCUAUCUUCACAAUUACGGACACAUCAUGCUCGGACAGAUCACCGAUCCCAAGGGUAAAUUCAACCUUCCUCCCGGCGUGAUGGAACACUUCGAAACUGCUACUCGUGACCCAGCAUUCUUCCGCCUCCACAAGUACAUCGACAACAUCUUCAAGGAGCACAAGGAUUCUCUGCCAAUGUACACCAAAAAAGAGCUCGACUUCCCCAAUGUUCAAAUUACCAAAGUUGACAUUGACAAUUUGGAAACAUACUUCGAGAAUUUUGACGUCGAUCUCUUGAACGCCUUGGACGACACCGUGGAACUCGACGACGUCUCCAUCAAGGCUCGCGUCACUAGAAUGAACCACGCUCCCUUCACCUACGACAUCAAAGUCAAGUCAGACAAGUCCCACACUGCCGCUGUUCGCAUCUUCCUGGGACCGAAGUACGAUUGGUUCGGCCAAGAAAUCGACAUCGAACAGAAGCGGAUGUACAUGAUCGAGCUGGACAAAUUCACCGCCAAACUGGAAAGCGGCGAGAACACCAUUCUACGUAAAUCCUCCGAGUCGAGUGUGACCAUUCCCGACCAGAUAUCCACCAAGAAACUCUGGGAUCGUGUCGAGGCUGGCAUUCAGGGUGCGGUGACCGUCGAAGUGGACAAGGAUCAUCGUCACUGCGGAUAUCCGGACCGUCUACUCCUCCCCAAAGGAAAACCGGAAGGCAUGCCCUUCACUCUCUACGUAAUCUUGACCGACUUUGAUCAAGAGAAAGUAAACGACGUUGCCGCAGACUACUCUUACGGCGGUAGUAUCAGCUACUGCGGUGCAACGCACGGUCACAAGUAUCCGGACAAUCGUCCCAUGGGAUUCCCCUUCGAUCGUAAAAUUGAAAGCCCAGACGUUUUCUUCACGCCCAACAUGUUCAGUCGCGAUGUUACCAUCACUUUCAAAGGUUGAAGGCACCCCAA
Neodiprion fabricii is the source of this 2021-nucleotide messenger RNA. RefSeq names its product hemocyanin A chain-like. The record is from RefSeq and is a predicted model, not a curated record. The coding region runs from base 1 to 2010 and encodes 669 amino acids. Lineage: Eukaryota; Metazoa; Arthropoda; Insecta; Hymenoptera; Diprionidae. Gene Ontology annotation, molecular function: oxidoreductase activity. The transcript is spliced from 5 exons.